Molecule: messenger RNA, 1974 nt
Organism: Zophobas morio
Lineage: Eukaryota; Metazoa; Arthropoda; Insecta; Coleoptera; Tenebrionidae
Exons: 3
Coding region: 1-1974 (657 amino acids)
Source: RefSeq, a predicted model, not a curated record
AUGGCUACCGUCGCCGCGCUAAGUAAUGGACGCGCUAGUUUGAUCAAACGCGUGGAAGCUUUAGUGAAUCUAUCGCAACAAGCCAGAGUCCACGAAACUGUACGAGGAGAGUUUUUUAUUCGAGCUGCGAACUUAAACCAUAUUGUUGCCCAGUUUGAGCAGCGACAGUUGCAAAUUGUCGAAUUAUGCACCACCCCUGAGGAGCUAGACGAACAAUACGAGGUGCAAUCAAGAUUUGACGAUAUGCAGUAUUCAAUUAAAUCGGUUGCAGCGGAAUUAAAUCGCGAGGCCGCGCAGUCAUCCGCACCCAGGGGCAAUUUAACAUCAAACAACGUCAAAUUGCCCAAAAUUCAAAUUCCGACGUUUGACGGUCAGAUCAAAAACUGGCCCACAUUUUAUGAUUUGUUUCGGUCGCUUAUCCACAAUAACCCAAAUCUUAGCGCAAUUGAAAAAUUUCAAUAUUUGUCGACGUCAUUGUCUCGCGAGGCGUCUACCGUCAUCAAAAAUUUGCCGAUUUCGGCGGCAAAUUAUGCUAUCGCAUUCGAUGCGCUGGUGGCGCCUUAUAACAAUAAGCGCGUAUUAUUGACAAAUUAUUGGCAAGCGAUCUAUAGUGCACCCAAAGUGAAUGGAGAUUCGCCGAGUUUGUUGCGAAAUUUGUUAAACGUGUUCUCGGAAAAUUUGGCCGCGUUGAAGCAGUACGAUGAAGUCGAUUUGUGGGACUUCACCUUGUUAAAUUUAAUGUUACAAAAACUGGACACCACGUGGAAACAGAAAUUUGAGUUGAGUAUUGUAGGAAAUUCCGUACCUGCUUACAAUGACCUCCAAGAAUUUUUGCUUAAACAUUGUACUGCGUUGGAAACUUCCGUUAUGACAAUGGGUCAUAAUUCCACAUCCGCCCUUCAUAAACCCACAGCUGCAUCUUCCGUACCUGCUAAGCGUCCCGUGACGUCAUCGUUUGUCACGCGAUCACCAAUCAGCAAGGAACAAUGUCUUAAUUGUUCAGAUGAGCACCCAUUAACGAAAUGCGAUGCUUUCUUAGAAAUGGAACCACGGGAUAGACAUACUUUCGCGCCAAAUGCCCAUCUAAAAGUCGGGAGAGGCGUCAGGGGUUCUACCGACGACGGUGUCAAAGUUAUGACUAACGCGAUUCCGACCCGUAGUUUCAUUCUGCUGGCGACCGCGCAAAUAAUUGUGGUGGAUUCGCGAGGUAAAUACCGUGCAUUUAGGGCGCUUUUGGACACUGCCAGCGAGGCCACCUUUGUCACAGAGCGCUGUGCAAAGGUUUUAGGGCUUCCUCAAACUAACGCGGUGGUACCUAUUCAAGGCUUAAAUCAAAUGUCGACAAGCAGUACGUCGGGUGUAUUAAAAUGCGAAGUGCGGUCGCAUUUAGUGCGUAAUUUCUCGUUGAAGGCCGAGAUGGUAGUUGUGCCUCAAAUUUGCGGUGACGUCCCCACAAUGGCAGUGUCUCAAGAUCAGUUGAGACAAUUUCGUCACCUACGCAAUUUGGAAUUGGCUGACCCGGAAUUCGGUACACCACAGCAGGUAGACGUUUUGUUAGGUGCUGAUGUUUACGGACAAAUCGUUACAUCCGGUUUCAAGAAAGGUAGGCUCGAGGAACCGUCCUCGUUAAAUACUGUUUUCGGUUGGGUACUGAUUGGGGGUAUUAAACGUGAUAAGCAGAAAACCGUGGUCAGGUCGUUUUGUACGUCCAUAGAUAACUCGUUAGACGCGGCGUUAAAACGCUUUUGGCAGCUUGAGCAAGUGCCACAACGCAUUAUGGCGGCCCCGCAGGACGUUUUGUGCGAAGAAAAAUUCACGUCGACGAUUUCACGCGACAUCAAGGGGAGAUAUGUUGUUCAAUUGCCUUUCGCAGACACGUCGCCGUCUUUAGGUCGCUCGUUUGAUUCGGCGAUGCGCCGUUUCCUCGCCCUGGAGGCGCGCCUCUUUCGAGACAAGUUAGCUCGGCAAUCAUAA